AUGGCAGCCCUCAAGGCGCCAUGGACCGUGUUUGUGGCGGCACUCUUUGCCCGCCACAUGCCCGCAGCGGUCUCUCUCAAGACGGUGUCCCGUGCCAACACGACGAACACAUGGGUGCAGUUGCUGGACAAUUUUGAAUAUUACGGCGAGCGGAUGCCCUCAUAUGCGACACCAAUGAAUUACGGCUCUUUCACGCAGUUAAAAGCUGUGUACCAAAGUGGAAGCGGCAUCUAUUGCGAUACGAAGAGGUCGGGUGGCACCGUCUGGCAACAGUGUUGUUGUGGGUUAAAUUCGUUCGAGGCCAUGAAGAAUGGAGGGUACAUCGUGUCACAAUCCAAUUGGUACACGUUGCCUUCCAAUUGCUACGCGUCCGGAUCGACCGAAAUCAUCUGCAAUGUCAAUUUCGACAUAUCAAGCGGCGAUACGAUUCUCGCCACGUGGUACGAGCCUUCCCGCUCAAUAUCGCUCCAGGACAAUGGCGGCAGCAUCCAAGUGGACUUGUACGGCUAUGGGACGGCAACGGAUCCUACUGUAUGUUUCGGGGCGCGUGACAAUUCAUACGGUUCAUUCUAUGUCAGCACGGCCAUUUCAGUCUCCAACGUGUUGAUGACAUAUUCCAGCGGUAAUGUUUACAAUUCGGGGGGGCAAGAGGUCACGAAGUGGGGGAACUCAGCUUGGUUCGGCGUUGUAUGA
Prorocentrum cordatum is the source of this 693-nucleotide messenger RNA. Lineage: Eukaryota; Dinophyceae; Prorocentrales; Prorocentraceae. The record is from the annotation of a GenBank genome assembly.